AUGGCAGGAAAGUUUGAACCAAAGACGCCUGUGCAAUUGGACCCGCCAAAGAAUGACGGGUUGACGAUGGCCGAUGUGUCAAAAUGCGAUGGCGUACGAAAUAAGUGCAUGUACGUGGGGAUCAAGGGGACGGUGUUUGAUGUGACUCGCAACGUCAAUGCGUACGGUGUUGGCAAGGGGUACCAUGUGUUUGUUGGGAAGGAUGCGUCGAGAGCGUUGGGCAAGAGCUCGUUGAAGCCAGAGGACACCGAUCCCUCGCUCAGCUGGGAUUGGAGCGUUCUCAACGACAAGGAGAGGAAGGUGCUGGACGACUGGUACACCUUCUUUGAGAAGCGGUACAAUGUGGUAGGCCACAUUGUCGACUUGCCGAGAAAGUCUUAG
Molecule: messenger RNA, 381 nt
Organism: Pichia membranifaciens NRRL Y-2026
Lineage: Eukaryota; Fungi; Ascomycota; Pichiomycetes; Pichiales; Pichiaceae
Exons: 1
Coding region: 1-381 (126 amino acids)
Cellular component (GO): endomembrane system; membrane
Source: RefSeq, a predicted model, not a curated record